AGAUUGUCGUACAUUCUCCCAUUUGAAAUUCAGCUCACAUCUAACUGUCGCUCGUCUCAAACUAUUUUCCGAAUAUAUUCAGCAAUUGUACAAGUCUGAUGAUGGCUGAUCCCGAAGGUGACAAUUCGGUUCCAUUCGACAUGUCGCUUUUUGACGACUUGGUUGAAGCAAUGAACACAAUGAUUAAAAUUGUCAACCAACCUGUCUCCUAUGAGAUACUUUUGGCGUUAACGGCCAAAAUUGUCGAGCGUCCCCUGACUGUACAGGAGCGUCUAGCCGUUGAGACCGCACUCGUUGUGGCAGUGCAGAUGGGUUCACUGGAACUAAUUGACAAAACUCCUUCCACUGUACAAGAACUACAUAGCAUAGCCCCUGGUCGCUGCACGGUGAAGAAUGUAAGGAAGGUAAAGAAAGGCAAGUCCUCCGCCUCCAAGAAAAGUAUUUAUCGCAAACAUGGUGCUGUCAAACCAAAGAUAAAGCCAAUGUCCAAGCGCAACAAAAAGGACACCGACAGCGACACCUACACCGACACCGACAGCGACAGCGAUUUAGACACUGAAGAGGAUCAGGAGGAGGAGGAGGAGGAGGACAAGAAGUAAAAGUAAAGACUGGGCAAGAUCUCGAUAUAAAACUUCUUGUAGUCAAAAAUAUUUCAUUCUUUCUUUCAACUUUCACACAUGGUCCCAAAAUUUAAUAAUUUAAUGAUAAUUUGUUAAAACAAGCAUAAACAGUUAGAUUUAAAACCACAUUGGAGAGGUCUGGCAGCACCUUAGAGAGAUAACCAGGAAAAAGCUAUAUUUUCAGUUGCUGCUUGUUAGCUAUAAUACUUAGCAUACAUAACGAACAUUUCCAACAGCCUUUCUAGCCUAUAAAUGACUGAAACCGAUAAUAAAAAAAAGCUAAAACUUAGCCAGAAUCUAUAUACACCAAAGGAGAA
Messenger RNA from Drosophila obscura, 937 nucleotides. RefSeq lists its product as uncharacterized. Lineage: Eukaryota; Metazoa; Arthropoda; Insecta; Diptera; Drosophilidae. The transcript is spliced from 2 exons. The record is from RefSeq and is a predicted model, not a curated record. The coding region runs from base 99 to 599 and encodes 166 amino acids.